This is a messenger RNA of Leptinotarsa decemlineata (Colorado potato beetle), 3305 nucleotides long. It is a transcript of the gene Nep2, whose product is annotated as M13 family metallopeptidase neprilysin 2. Gene Ontology annotation, molecular function: metalloendopeptidase activity. The record is from RefSeq and is a predicted model, not a curated record. Gene Ontology annotation, cellular component: plasma membrane. Gene Ontology annotation, biological process: protein processing. NCBI's taxonomy places the organism in Eukaryota, Metazoa, Arthropoda, Insecta, Coleoptera, Chrysomelidae.
CAUCUUCUUUCAUUUCUAGAAUUUCCUGCUGGUAUCCUCCAGGGUGUCUUCUUCAGCGAUGAUCGUCCACGAUACAUGAACUAUGGUGCAAUAGGCUUCGUAAUUGGUCAUGAAAUCACGCACGGAUUCGAUGAUCAAGGCAGACAGUUCGACAAGAAUGGUAACCUGGUCAACUGGUGGCAGGAAUCCACGAAAAAGGCCUUUGUUGAAAAAGCACAGUGCAUCAUAGACCAGUAUGGAAAUUAUAGCGUUCCGGAACUGAAACUCAAUCUAAACGGUAUUAAUACACAAGGGGAAAACAUAGCUGAUAUUGGUGGUAUCAAGGAGGCGUAUUUAGCUUAUAAUAGAUGGCUUGAGAGAAGUGGUGAUGAACCUUAUCUCCCGGGAUUGAACUUCACCGGUCGGCAAAUGUUCUGGGUCUCAGCGGCCAGCAUCUGGUGUUCUAGGACCAGAAUGGAAGAGCUACAACAGUUGAUCAUAACAGAUGAGCAUGUUCCUGAUAAGUUUAGAGUGAUAGGGCCCAUGUCAAACUCAGAUGAUUUCGCAAGAGAUUUCAAAUGUCCAGUCGGUUCUAAAAUGAAUCCACAGCAUAAGUGUAAAAUUUGGUAGUGAUACAGGAACGUAUUAUUUGAAAAAUGAUCUAUAAUAAUACGUAUUCAGCUACGGAAAAUCAUGAACCUUGUACAUCAAAAAUCUAUUGUUUUCGCUCAUGAGUUAGUAUAUUAUUUAAAGAAAUCUGAACUAUUCGGAUUAUUUUGUUUUCAUGUUAUCAAAAUGGAAUAAAGGGAACCAUCUCAAUCUCGAAGAAUCGAUCUGAAUAAUAUCUUGAAUGAUUUAGCACCGUAUCAGAUCAGAGAACAAUUCAAAAUGUGAUAAAGUGAAAUCGAACCAAUUUUUUUCUCCAACCAUUCAGAGAUACUCUUUCAACUUUCCAGAAUAUUUUCCAAUCGUUUCGUAUUUAUUUCUAUUUGUUGAAUAGAGGAUAUCACAAAAGGAUUGCAUUAGAGUUUUUCGGAACUGAUAUAUUGUAUAUCAUAAAAUAAACUUCAAACUUUUUGGAAACAAUCCCAAUUGGAAAUAUAUAUCCCCAAUAUUUUCUCAUGUUUUGAAAUUGAUCGUUUUUUUAAUUUGGUAGGGGAAUCCAAAAAGAAAUCAUGGAAAUUGAUAUGGUGGGUACUGUGAAAAUUCCUUUCAGUCAUUUUUUCACGGAAACGGAUUAAUAGUGCUAUCUGAUAGCAUACUUUUCGAAUAGCCUGUGAUCUUUCAUAUCAAAAGCAGUUCGUCAACUGAAAGAUAUGUUUGAAAAUAGACGGUACUGGGAAAAAAUUCCGAGAGUCGUUAUGCGUGCAGAGGUUCGAGAAGACAAAAGAAAGGUCUUGAGGAGUAUUCAAGUCGAACCCAUUUCAUUUAUUGUGAUUGAAUGUGAAGUGGAUUUAGUUUUUCAAGACUGAUCAUCUCUCGUCAUUCUACCCAACACAUUGUCCAAUUUUCAACAGACAAUUCGAAAGUUGGAAGUUUCAGUAAUUAGAAACAGGAACGUCAGACUGUAGAGCCACUUCAAAAUUUGUAUAGUGGAAAACUACAAUUGAAGCUGCUCAUAUUGCGAUCUUCACCAUUCAUCUUAGUUCAUAGAAAGUCCACAGGCAAGGAAUUUUCACAAGAAUUCAACCGCAGAAAAUGUACUCAAUGAGAAACGUGAUGAGGAAUACGUGGAAAUGAUUCAAAAUAGAAUAUACUUCAAUUGAUGUGCUGCAUAUUGACAUGAAUAGCAGAUCAUAUUAGUUGUAGAAUGAAAGAUGGAAUACUAUUAUUUUUUCAUCAUGGUUAAUAUUCUCUUUGAAAAACCGAUUUUACCACUUUCUCCAGUUGAAAAUUGCAUAUAACCAUAAUCAAUUUUCUACACCAUUCUUCUUUUCCCCACAUUCCACAUUACAAAAUUUCAAUAAUUGAUAACACCCAUUUGUGAGUCUACCGAUUCAUCAGAUGAAUUCAUCAAAUUAGCCCUUGCUAUUGCAAGGCUUUUUUGCAGUGAUUCACUACGGAAAAGCUACUGUGAUAGCGAAACAUGUCGUGAUACAUUUUUUGAAAAUGAAGUUUGUGAAGAUCAAAUCGUGAGGUGAACUUUAAUAAAUUACUAUGGAUCUACAUCAAGUAACGGCCGUAUCAAUCAGAUAUCCAACAGACACGAUGAAUUUGUAUGAAAAUGACAGUUGUAAAAUGUGAAACAUGAAUUAAUCUUUAUAUUUCAUUAUGAGUCAUUCUCAUUUCACUUACUUUUUGCACCGUAUUCUGGAGAGGUAACUGCAACUGAAAAAGAAGUUUCCAAUUGUCAAACCUGUGAUACAUACAAAAAAUAAAAGUGAAUGAAGAAUGAAAGACAUCCACUAAUUGAACAUUUCAUGUGUAACAAUAAUGUUCAUGGACAAUGUUCAUGGGCAUCUUAUGCAUGUCCAUUCAACAUCCAUGUUUGAAAUGACAAAUGAUGAACUUCCCAUUUAUAUUCAUUGUAUGUCCCUUCAAUGUCCAUAUCUAUACGGACCACAAUACGAGUAGGACCACUAGGAGAUCUCCAUUGGAAAUCCUUUGUUCUCUCAGCUAUUAUACAGUGAUUUAUCAUCAUGAUGGAUACAUUGUAAAACGAUCAAAUUCCUAAAGCUUUUUGAAUUGCCGAUAUCCUGAUUUAUUUCUGAUGUGAGAUGCCCUAAAUAUAUUUUUACUACGAAAUGAAUCUAUCUAAUUUGGAAUUCAUAUGUGUACAAGGUUCUUUUUGAUAACCGCAAGAUGAUAAAAUAUCAAUAUCGUCUCGUUUGAACAAUUUCCGAGAAAUUGACUAUUAUUCAAUAAAAUACGAUAUCGGUGGUCGAUUAGAUCAUUAGUGGCCGUCUGGAUUCAAGUUUUAUCAACCCUGAACUGGACAUUUGACUAUAAAAGUAUCUAUUGAACAAUUUCUAUGUUGUAGUGACAUAACAAUGUGGUGAGUGAUCCGGUCAUCAUUCAUAGAAACAUGUAAUGAUCUAUAGUUUUACCGAAAAUGGCAUUGUUGAGUAAUUGCCAAAAAAUUUCUCCAUUUUCGAUUUUGAAUGCGAAUGUUUUGCAAUUUCCCAUUAUAUUCAUUUCUCAAACAUUUCAAAACGGAUAGCUUCAAUUAAUAUUUUAUUCUGAUUGAUAUCCUGAUAAUUUUUAUUAUUCAAAAGUUAAUGAACUGAUUUUGACCGGAUCAUGACUGCCAUCAUUUUAGUACUCACCCUUUCCAAUUUGAACCUCUUUGUUAAGGCAUGUUUUGAUAAUAAAUCUACUUUUUGAAA